Molecule: messenger RNA, 5242 nt
Organism: Strongylocentrotus purpuratus (purple sea urchin)
Lineage: Eukaryota; Metazoa; Echinodermata; Echinoidea; Camarodonta; Strongylocentrotidae
Product: translocating chain-associated membrane protein 1-like 1
Exons: 11
Coding region: 209-1399 (396 amino acids)
Biological process (GO): protein insertion into ER membrane; SRP-dependent cotranslational protein targeting to membrane, translocation
Cellular component (GO): endoplasmic reticulum membrane
Source: RefSeq, a predicted model, not a curated record
AUGGAUAAAGUGUGUGUAUGCCGCGAUAAGUCUACGUGUAAUAACUCUGGACUUCCCGGCUUGGUGCUGAGAGCUGCCCGACCGACCCCGCUAGCUAGCUUGCUAGCGCUCGGGAUCGUACGUGUAUAUUGUACGUGUACCCUGCAUCUCGCGAGCUUGCUGAACGUAGACGUGGCGUACUCCGACAACGGAUUUUACAGAUAAAAUCAUGGCGAUUCGUCGACGAAACGGCAGCACUAAGAAUCCUCCUAUCUUCAGUCAUGAGUUCAUCAUCCAGAAUCAUGCCGACAUCGUUUCCUGUCUCGCAAUGGUCAUUCUUGUUGGCCUUAUGUUUCAGGUGACCACCCCCCUGGCCUCCAUGUUUGUGAUUAUGCAAUACAACAUCACCAGCAACACUACUACAGAAGCCGGAGAGACUGUAGUCGAGGAAGAGACUCGCUACAUGCAUGGAUCCAGGGACUCCUUCUGUAUUGCAUUCUACUUCCUGAUCAGUAUCGUUCUUCAUGCUGUUGUUCAGGAGUACAUCCUAGAUAAACUGAACCGCAAGCUGCACCUGUCAAAGGUCAAGCAUUCAAAGUUCAACGAGUCAGGUCAGCUGGUGACCUUUUACCUGUUCUCGAUCUUUUGGGGCAUGGACAUUAUGAUGAAGGAAGGAUUCACUCAGAACUUGUCUAACUUAUGGGAAGGCUACCCUCAUGUUCUACUCUCUUUCAGAUCCAAAUUUUACUUCAUCAUUCAGAUUGCCUACUGGAUCCAUGCUUUUCCAGAAUUGUAUUUCCAGAAAGUUAAAAAGGAAGAAAUUGGUCCCAGGAUCCAAUACGCCGCCUUCUAUUUAUUCUUUGUGGUUUCUGCCUACCUUCUAAAUUUGACGAGGCUUGGGAUGAUGUGCAUUGUGAUACAUUACAUAGCAGAGCUGACUUUCCAUGUUGCCAGACUUUUGUACUUCAGUGAAAAAACAGAACUAUCAGCACCUUGCUUCACAUUAUGGGCCAUACUGUUCCUUCUGGUUCGACUCAUGACUAUCUCACUCACGACACUCACAGUGUGGUUUGGAUUAGGCAAGGUAGAAACCCAGGGCCUUGAUAUCUCUAAUGGAAACUUCAAUUCUCCUUUUUCAAGACUGACCAUCUUGACAGCAGUGUGCCUUUUCCAGGCGUGGCUAAUCUUCAACUUCCUCAUGUUCCAGCUGCGCAGACGUCGUGAAGCCCAGCUGGCCACCGCAAAGCCCCAGCGCAAGAUGGCUCCUACUAAGACAAAGGAGAAGAAGAAGAAAGAAGAGGUGCGAGCAAUCGAAGGAGGUGAGCAACCUGAUGCCCUCACAGCUUCCCCUGUUGCGUCUGACUCCCCCCACUCAGAAAAUGGAAGUGUCCGGGCAAGGACCAAGCCUAAGAAGAAAUAAGUCCUCUUCUUCUUCAGCCCAUUGGGUGAUUGCCUAGCAACAGUUUCCAUCAAUUCAGCCUUGCUUAUCAUCUUCAUGUUCAUGCAGCCUUCCAAAUCGUGUGAGCGUCAGUUCAAGAAAAAAGUGUGGGAGGAGUGGGAGAAAAAGAAAGAUUUAAUUAACCAUUUUCCAUUCUUUGUCAUUGGUCUUUUACCGUCAUCUUAUAACACAUCUUUUCAAGUGUUCUCCAUUUAUCAUUCUCAAAAUCCUUCUAGUUCUUGAUAUAGUUAUCUUUCGAGUAGUUUCCAUAGUGUUAUCAUUCAACUCUGCACUUAAAGAGCUUUUUUGUAACUCUUUCAUUUAGUAGGCUUGUUGUUUUUAAAUUAAUCACAUUUCCUUCAUUUCUCAAUAUUUACAAUUUACGUUUUUUCAUCCUUCCUGACUUUUGAGCACAAAAAGAGGCCUUGGCCACCUGAUAUUACAUUUCAUUUUGUUUUUCAAUGCUUUUUUUUAAUAGAAUUAUAAAAAAAUACUUGAUUUAACUUAACCAUUUCAAGUUUGGUUUUGCAAUGUUAAAGUUAAACAUAUUAAUGUUGAUUUUAUUAUUUGAUGAAGUGCUGAAAGAGCAAACAUUAUUUUCUAGGGAUUUUGUUUUUAUUGUGCAGAAACCAUAUUCCCACUGAAAAGUUAUAAGAAAUUAUUUUAUUUACAUCCUCUCUUCAAAUUAAUCAUUUCAAAUUUUGUUUUACAUUUUCGUUCUUUUCUCCUAUUUAUGCAUAUAGUCAGUGUUAUCUAUGGCAAGAAAAAGAUUGCAAAUAGAGGGAUACAUCUGGCCAAAAUGGAAUUUAUUUUUAUUUACAAAAACAAGAGUAAAAGAUGGAGAUAGAUUUCAUGUAUUUUUCAGUGUUGAAGUUAUGUCUAAAAUUUGUUUUCAAGUUUGCGUAUAAAGAUGAUAUGCAUGUAGAUAUUUCAGCAUUUAAUGUAAUACACUCAUAUAUCAUAGAUGUAGACCAGGCCUGAUGUAGACAUUCCUUUUUUCUGUCAUUAUAGUAUUAUGGGUCGUAUUGGAAAUAUGACAUCAUUUGCAUGCUUCACAUUAAUUUGAAUAAUUAAAUAUGCAUGUUGUAUAAAAAUUUAGUCUCUUACAUUAAUUUACAGUAACAUGUAAUUUGAGUAGAGUUUGUAAACGUAGUGCACCUGUAUUAUUACUGAAACUCUGAUAUAUUGUCAAAGAGAGAGUUACGUUCAUGCAUACUUACAGGUUCUCACCAUUACAUAACACACUCCCACAUGUGUGCAACUCAAGAAAGUAAAAUGUGAAAGGUAGAUACCCGCAGUCUGGGGUUUACAAGAGCAAUAGAUAUUUCAGUGCCUACCUUCACUGUUUAAGAAAGCUUAGUCCUCCUAAACUGUUACCAUAGGGUACUGCACUGGGAAUUCAUUCAAUUUCAUCAAUCAUGAAUAAUUUCUGCAGAGAACCUUAAGUUUGUAAGUUGUAUAACUGAAUAUUCCCUUGUCAUAACUAGAAAAAUAGAUAAAAACAGAAAGAAAAUGAUUUCAUACUCCUCUACCUAACCACUGUAUAUUCUGCCUGUGGUAUUUAAUGUCGGUGAACCACGCAGUCACUAUAAAAGUUCCACAUAUUCAUGUACAUUAAAGAAGUCUCUUAUAGUCUACUAAGUAGACUAUUAAAUAUUUGUUGUCAAGUUUUCUUGCCUGGUUGAUAUGUUGAAUUGCAGAUACCACUAAAAACUGGAUAAUUAUGAUCUUUACCAUGUUUUUUUGAUUUAGAAAAGUGAAAAUAAUAUAAUCAGAUAGGAAUGAAAGACCAGUUACGUAGGUGGAGGAUUUUUUUAAUUUUAUGAGUAAGUAUGAACAUAGUUAAAAAAGAACCCACUUCUGACAUAAUUUGAUAUACCGGUAUGUAUUAUACAUAAUGUUGUCCUAAUCCCAGUGGAAACAUCAGUUAUUUAUUUCUGAUUGCAAAGUGUGCUAAAUUUUGAGACGUAACAACUCCUUGGCUUCGACUACCCUUAUUAUAUGACUUUGAAUAGUUGCAUUCACUUCACCACAAUCUUAUCGAUGGGCUAAGCAGUUUACUCUGUAAAUUGUUAAAAAAAUGUUCAGAAUUUUUACCAAACCUAAGCUCCCACAGUUAAGCUGAUAGUUGUAAGGGUCCUAAUACUUUAAAGGAAUGGAGUUUUCCUUUGUCAUGUAGGGAUGUUGUCACAGACACUCACCUGGUCAAGAACAUGAUAUAGUUACCAAAGAUAGAUUUCAAAUGUUUAGACCGACUGGUAACUCCAUACAUUUGAUGGUAUCAUUGUAAGUCUUUUCAUUUUGUUUCGUUUCGUUCAGCCCAAGAUCUUACUUUUGUGUUUACAAAUAUAGUGCUGAUAUUUAAGUUACAUGUUCUUAGUACAUUGUACAUGUAGUGAACAGUGAAAUAGAAUUACAAUGUAUUUCAUGUAAAAUAUAAAUGGACCAAAUAUUGACCCUUGUGGGAAGCCAUGAAUUUAGUCGUGGUCAGGUCAUGUGUGCAAAUGGUUUGCAAAUAUUAUUGAAAAACGAAUGUAGGAGAAUGACUAGACUAAGAUUUUGUUUUAUUGAAAAUUGUAUUUAUUUGAAAAUCAUAUGAAGCCUAGGUUGCUUUCAUUGAAGCUAGUAAAUUAAUCAAAUUUAUUCAUAUAGAAUGCAUAUCGUGUUAAUAUAGAGAGUUAAAUUUUGCAUCAGACUUAGAUUUGUUUAUCAAGACAGGCUUUUUUAGAGGUCAGGAAUUAUUUAGCACUUACCAAGUGCUAAGGUUGAGUUGAUAAUAUGCAAAAUGACUACUAACUACUGCACAUAACAAUUUUAACCGCUGCAUGUGAAUGAUUUUGAUGCUGUCUCAUACACAUAUUGUAAUGUAAAGUUCUUAUUUUGUCUUUUACCUUUUCUUCAGAAUUUUUAUCAUUCUUCAACACAUCUUGUUUUUUGCUGAUAUAGCGUAUACUGGUACUGGUAUGUUAAUCAUUAACAUUGAAAUCGGGUUUAAUCAAAGUUUCCUGUAAACUUGUUUUUUUCUGUUGUAUUUUCCCCCUCAUCAAUGCAACUCUGGUAACUGUUUCUUGAGUUGAUAUCAGUUAUGCAUGCCUAACAUUGAUACUUAUGCAUUGAUCAGUGAAUUAAAGAAAAUGAUUGAGAUAUUUCUUUUGGUUAGAUUUGUAUUGAUAUUAAUCCCUUGCUUACAGGAACCAAGUGGUCCCUGUAUGAAGCUUAUGGGAGUGAGAUUCAGUUGUCAACUGGUGAAUCAGAGCCUUGUUCCCAUUUGCCGCAGUAAUUGCCACUCCAAAAAAGAAGAAUCGUGUUCGAAUAGCAAAUUUGGGUAAAAACUAGAGGCUGGGUGAAACAAAGGCCCUUAAGCAUACCGUACUCUGUUUUGCAGGUUUCUUAUGUGCUUCACUUUUAAGUGAUUUUAUUUUGUUUCAGCCGUUUUCUUUAAGUGGUUUACUGAGUCACGUCUGAACAAGGCUUGGAGGAGAUGCAGGCAUGGUCAGGUGAUAGUAUGAGACAAAAGAAAUUUAAUUAAAGAUCUAGUUUUGAUAAAGAAUGUAUUUGUAGAAAAGAGUCACAAAGCUAAUUUCGGUUGUACUGUUUAUUAGGGAUUGUUGGUAUAUUAAUUUGUAUGUAGAUAUGCAUGUGGUUUAAAAAGUAUUAUGUAAUUGAUGUUCUCCAAGGAAUGCAUUUUCCUUUCUGUUUUGUCUAUAGUUCAUGAGUAUUACUAUGAACGUUCAUGGUUACAUGUAUCAAAACAAUUCUUUUUCUCCAGCCUAUGUAUUUUCUUUGACUUUUGCUUCUAAAUAAAAGUAAACACUUUAAAGUUCA